AUGGAUCAGCUUGCCACUCAUAACAGGAUGUUGGAAAACCAAAUAGCUCAACAAGCAAGUUCUUCUAGCAAAGUACAAGGAAAAUUUCCAAGUCAGCCAGAGAAUCCUAGAGAAUAUUGCAAGGCAAUGAUCCUAAGGAGUGGGAAAAUUAUGGGAGAUGAAAAGAAAGAUAAGGUAGAAGAGGAAAAGAAGAAAGAAAAUGAAAACAAGAAUGAAUCUACUUCAAAUCAUGAUGAAGUUAAUGAGAAAGCAAACAAAAAGAAGGAAGUUGAAAAAGAAGAAGAGGAAAAGUAUAUGUCUCCACCACCAUACAAGCCACAAUUGUCAUAUCCUCAGAGGUUUCAGAAAGCAAAGCUAGAUAAGCAGUUUGGGAAAUUUUUGGAAGUUUUGAAGAAGUUAUACAUGAACAUUCCAUUUACAGAUGCAAUUUCUCAAAUGCCCUCAUAUUCUAAGUUUUUGAAAGAAAUUUUGUCAAAUAAGAGGAGAUUAGAAGAUUAUGAAACUGUGGCAUUAACAGAGGAGUGUAGUGCUCUCUUAUAG
This is a messenger RNA of Hevea brasiliensis (rubber tree), 540 nucleotides long. RefSeq lists its product as uncharacterized. The coding region runs from base 1 to 540 and encodes 179 amino acids. The record is from RefSeq and is a predicted model, not a curated record. The transcript has a single exon. NCBI's taxonomy places the organism in Eukaryota, Viridiplantae, Streptophyta, Magnoliopsida, Malpighiales, Euphorbiaceae.